CUGCGAGAGACUAAGCCACUAAGUCAUAUCAGUCCAACAAAAAGAACAUGACAAGUUAUGUUACUUCUCUAUAUAAGACAUGAUCGUGCAAAUAUGGCGUGCAGUUGAUUUAGUGAUUUUGAGGCGCAAAAAACAGUAAAUCUCACUAAAUGUUUAGUCUUGCAACCAAAAGUUAUUCUUUUACAUUUAAUACGGCAUGAUUCCUCCGUUUAACGUGUUAUUUCUUGCGAAGCAAAGACACUCAUGGGAUGUUGGACAACGAGUUUCGACUUCGGACACCUGAAAGCGCAUUCCAAGGUGUCCAUGUUCUUUACCAUGCUCCUUAUAUUCACCUAUUUAUUCUACUGUCUCACUGGAUACUGCGAUUCCAUGCCGAGUCCACUGUACGUCCAUCAAAGUUUCAGAAGCAAACUUUUCCCAAAGGAAUGGAAGAAACUCCAGCCGGACGCGCACUGGAACGGCUCCAUCGUACGCGAACUCCCCGAUCAGGAUGCGACAGACGUGGAAGAUGAGAAGAGGCAGCGAGGCUUAGACUAUGACACUUACAACAAUCUUUCUGUGUCAAACAAUUUUGGCACCAAAGAGUUUCCUCAGGCGAUUAUUAUCGGCGUGAAAAAGGGGGGAACGCGCGCGCUUCUGGAGUUCCUGCGCGUCCAUCCCGACGUAAGAGCCGUAGGCGCAGAGCCGCACUUCUUUGACAGGUUCUAUGAGAAGGGUCUUCAGUGGUACAGGAAUCUAAUGCCUCGUUCUUUAGACGGCCAGAUCACCAUGGAGAAGACACCCAGCUACUUCAUCACACGUGAAGCCCCUUCCCGAGUUUUCUCCAUGAGCCGCAGCACUAAACUCAUCGUGGUGGUCCGUGACCCCGUGACCCGGGCCGUGUCGGACUACACUCAGACUCUGACCAAAAACCCCGGCUUGCCGUCUUUCCAGAAUCUGGUCUUUAAAAACUCCACCACGGGUCUGAUCGACACAUCCUGGAGCGCCGUGAGGAUCGGCAUCUACGCCAAACACCUGGAGAACUGGCUCAGGUAUUUCCCACUCGCACAGCUUCUCUUCGUGAGCGGCGAAAAGCUGGUGACGGACCCCGCGGGAGAAAUGGGCAGGGUGCAGGACUUUCUGGGACUCAAACGGGUGGUGACCAAUAAGCACUUCUACUUUAACCAGACUAAAGGCUUUCCCUGCCUCAAAAAGCCGGAAGGAAGCAGCAGACCACGAUGUCUGGGGAAGACGAAAGGGCGACCGCAUCCGCACAUACCGGCGGAGGUGCUGCACAGACUCAGGGAUUUCUACAGGCCUUUCAACAUGAAGUUCUACCAGAUGACUGGGCAGGACUUUGGCUGGGACUAAAGAGUUGCACCCUUUUUGAUAAUGCAGAAAGCUAUGAAACGGUCUUAUUGAUUUUCACUGUAAGCACAGUCAAAGCUCACAGUGCAUAUAAUGUGUACUGGCCCAGAAAGACAAUGAGAAACAAAAUUAAUUUUGAAUUUCGCAGAUUAAGUCAAGUCACUUUUAUUUAUAUAGCCCCUAAAGGGACAUGGGGAUGGAAAAAAAUAUAUGUAAAUGCUUUUAUGUUCUCUUGAAAAAUGUUUGUGUUGUUUGAGAAACUCGCAAAGUUUUUUGUGGGAACGCAAAACUUUUUGCGAGAAAACGCAAAAGCAUUGAAGUAUAUUUUUUCCUCCCAUUUUAUAUUUUUUCAUCACCAUGUCACUUUAGGGGCUCUGUAUGGAAGCUUGUUUCUGCCACUAAAUAAAAAAUAAAAAAAGGUAAUUGCGGCUUUUUAUCUCAAAAUUCUGACUUCUUUUCUCAAAAUUGCAAGUUAUAAUGUCAGAAUUGCAAGAUAUAAACUCACAAUUACAAAAAAUAAAGUCAGAAUUGCUUUUUUUCUCACAAUUGCGAGAUAUAAACUUGCAAUGAUGAGUUAUAAAGUCCAAUUCUGAGGAAAAAAAGACUGAAUUUUUUUCUCAGAAUUGGACUAUAACUUGCCAUUGUGAGUUUAUAUCUCACAAUUCUGACUUUAUAACACAAUUGCGAGUUUAUAUCAUGCAAUUCUGAGAAAAAAGUCAGAGUUGCGAGAUGUAAACUCACAAUUGCAAGAAAAAAGUCACAAUUACCUUUUUUAUUUUUUUAUUCAGUGGCGGAAACAAGCUUCCAUAGCUCUGUAAUAUAGCGCUUUAUAUAAUAGAGCUUGUUUUAAAGCAGCUUCACAGUAAUAAAGAGAAUAACAGAAUCAGUGAUGCAAACUUCAUCAAAUAUGCAACAAAUUCUGCUGUAAAGCACCUCUACAAAGACAACAGUGUCGUUAUUCAGCUCAAUUCAGUUCAGUAUUUUAGUUCAGUCAAGCCUAAUUCAGUUCAGUGUUGAUUCAGUUUAGUCCAGCUUAAUUCAUUUCAGUGUUGAUUCAGUUCAGUUGUGUGUAAAGUUUACUGUGUAAAGUUACUCAUUAUGAAAUGAGUUCAGUUCAUCUAUAAGCGGCUCUACAGAUGGCAGUCAAUAGUGUCAUUAUUCAGCUCAAGUUCAAGUUUUGUUCUCAUCUGAUCAGUGAAGUCAAAUUGAAUAUUAAGUGUUUUUUAAACCCCAAAUUAUUGCAUUGAAACAUUUUUACUUCAUCAAAAUACAUCAAAUACAUUUAAAACAGGCAUUUUCCAGUAUAUAUUUGCAUUUUAAAAUGCAUUUUACCAUCUAUUUUUUUGUUUGCGUCUGAAUCAGCUGAGAACGAUCUCAAACUGAACAGAAUAACGGCUCUGAUGUCUGCUGCCUAAACGGUCCCGUAUUUCAGAUGCCCAUAAUGAUACAGCUCAAAACACAUUUGUUCUUUGUGAUUUAUUGCUGCCAAAAAGAGCAAAACUUGGAUGUUGUCAUUCAACCACUGUUACGUAACAGACAUGAGACUGAGGAAAGAAAAGAGAGACAGGGAGGAAAGCAAUAGAAAUGUGCUAUAUUUAUUUAUUUUGUGUAUUUUUGCUCAUUAAAAAAGGCAUUUUACAGUAAAAACAAUGACUUUAGCUAUUUAAUGUGUACUCUUUGGUUUAGAUUUUGAACCACGUAUUGUUUUUGCCACAUAUUUGUUUUUGUGUUUUUUUAUGACAUUUGAUUAUUCAUGUAAUUCUCUUAGGAUGUGUUUUCAUAGUGAUUUAGCUAUUUAACCCUGUCUUAGUUUAAAUAGUUUAUUUCUCAAUAAUUAUUCAAGAUGUUAUACAGGGAUGAAUACUGGACUAUGCAUUAUUCUUAAGACAAUAUCUGCUGACUGAAAGAUUUGCUUCUGCUGUAAAUUGCUAUUAUUUAUAUUUAUGAAUGUAAAGAUUUUUUGAUCUGUCAGUGUCCAAAUAUAUAUUGAAAUCAAUGAGCAGCUUUUUUUCUACAAGCAU
Ctenopharyngodon idella (grass carp) is the source of this 3368-nucleotide messenger RNA. RefSeq names its product heparan sulfate glucosamine 3-O-sulfotransferase 3B1. Gene Ontology annotation, molecular function: [heparan sulfate]-glucosamine 3-sulfotransferase activity. The coding region runs from base 244 to 1350 and encodes 368 amino acids. The transcript is spliced from 2 exons. Lineage: Eukaryota; Metazoa; Chordata; Actinopteri; Cypriniformes; Xenocyprididae. The record is from RefSeq and is a predicted model, not a curated record.